CUUUUAUUUAAUUUUUUUUACUCAUAACUUUCAACAACUAAAAAAAAAUGUCUAGCAAUUCGGAGUGCACAGGGGACAGCUGCCCUGUUGAUUUUUCAUCAAAGAAGAGCGCAACAACAUGUCCGGUCGACCACUCCUCCAUGAGCGCAACCAACGUAGCCACCACAGCGCUAUCAAGUGAAAGCGAGGCAGUAUGCCCUGUGGACCACAACAACCGCAAAACCAUGGAGAUUUUCCUUCCCACCAGCACGAUCAAAGAGGACCGUGACGAGGAGGAGAAGAAGGCAAAGGGGAACCAGGGUGUGUUGGUGAACCCGGAUAACCAAAUGCCGAUGGUUCCCGAACAGCAGGCGCACGGGGGGCAGAGACAGACGUUGUCGACGCAACGCGUGGUAUCAUCGAUUCCGCGCGCCGACCGGUACGCUGGGCCCUCGGAAUGUCCCUCGGUCUCUGCCUCUUCAGAUGAGACUGUGAAUGCAAAGGACAAUGCCCCGAAGGGCAGCAAUUGGGUGUACCCUUCAGAGCAGAUGUUUUUCAACGCUAUGCGGCGCAAAAAUUGGGACCCGAAGGAGGCCGAUAUGCACUCGGUGGUGCCGAUCCAUAACGCUGUGAAUGAGAAAUGCUGGAUGCAGAUCUUAGAGUGGGAGAAGGUGCAUCGGACGGAGUGUUCGACGCCGAUGCUGUUGAAGUUCGAAGGGAGGUCUGGCGAUUUGUCGCCGAGGGCGAAGUGGAAAUCUUGGAUCGGGUAUCAGCGUCCGUUUGAUCGUCAUGAUUGGACCGUGGAUCGGUGCGGCACCCCUGUGAGGUAUAUUAUCGACUUUUAUGAGGGCAAGAAAGAUCCGAAGAACCCGCUGAAGCCGUCAUUUUACCUUGAUGUGCGCCCGGCUAUGACCGUACAGGGCACAUGGGACCGCGCACGUCGGUUCCUGGGACUGUAAGUUCAUUUUAUUUAACAAAAGAGAUGUUACA
This is a messenger RNA of Kickxella alabastrina, 969 nucleotides long. Its product is annotated as cytochrome c/c1 heme-lyase. NCBI's taxonomy places the organism in Eukaryota, Fungi, Kickxellomycota, Kickxellomycetes, Kickxellales, Kickxellaceae. The coding region runs from base 48 to 938 and encodes 296 amino acids. Gene Ontology annotation, molecular function: holocytochrome-c synthase activity. The record is from RefSeq and is a predicted model, not a curated record. The transcript has a single exon. Gene Ontology annotation, biological process: cytochrome c-heme linkage. Gene Ontology annotation, cellular component: mitochondrion.